AUGCCCACCACACAAAGUAAACCAACUUCUGGCGAUGACGUAAAUCAAGCAAAGCAAAUAUAUAAUGAUAUAAAUGAUUACUUGGAUUGUUUGGCAGAAAUGAUACAAUCCGAAGUACAAGAAUUCGACGAAGAGGAUUCUGAUGAUGAAGAAUUAUCUCCCAUAGCUUUGCAAUUCUUAAAAGACUAUAAAGAAUACAUUUCCUCUCCAUCUCAAGUUCAUACACAACUUGUCGAUUCUGGUUCUUCAUCAUCUGGCUCAUCCUCACGACUACAAAAAAAGCGGUUUUGGAUGUAUACUCAAACGAAUCAAAUGUUACGGUCACUUGCUCCUAAGCUACUCAGCGUUAAUCCAAAAUUAUGUGAAGCAAAGAUAGAUUAUAGUGCACAAGCCUCUCCAUCAUUCUCCACUUCUCCUUCCGACACAACUAGCAGCAAUAAUGAAAAGUUACUUAUGAAUAACACCAGCACAGCCGUUGCAUCAUUGAAAGCUCAUCUAGCAAAAGAACAAGAAAAGAAUUGUAUCUUUAUUCGCAAACCGCAAUAUGCACCUAUCGAGGAGAAAAAUUUCGUUUUUGUUGUUAAAGAAUCAACUGCUGCUAUUGUCACUCCUCCUAAGCUCGUUGAAUCCCCUACUAAAGAGAAAAUUGAAGAAAAAGGUUCAAUGUCUGAAAAAUCCGAAUUUAUUGAAAACCUAUCAGAAAAGGUUAAAAAGAUACCAAUCAGCAUCGAUUUGAUUUCCAAUUUCAUUGCCAUAACGAAGGUCGGAUUUUCCAAGUCUCAACUUUCUCAACUUUCUUCACUAAUGUGGACCGAGUGA
Molecule: messenger RNA, 819 nt
Organism: Funneliformis mosseae
Lineage: Eukaryota; Fungi; Glomeromycota; Glomeromycetes; Glomerales; Glomeraceae
Source: the annotation of a GenBank genome assembly